Knipowitschia caucasica is the source of this 678-nucleotide messenger RNA. NCBI's taxonomy places the organism in Eukaryota, Metazoa, Chordata, Actinopteri, Gobiiformes, Gobiidae. The record is from the annotation of a GenBank genome assembly.
AUGAUGAACCUGGAGUCUGUGGAGAGAGAAGUGUCUGCCACAGAAGCACAGGAAGUCCGUCUCAGACCCAGCUCGGAUCAGACCCAGCUCGGAUCAGACCCAGCUCGGAUCAGACCCAGCUCGGAUCAGACCCAGCUCGGAUCAGACCCAAAAGACACAGGUACAUACGUCUCAGAGUCCUGCAGGAUUUUCAUGUUGAUAGUUUCAGGAAACAGAAAGAAAUCUUCUCCCCCCCUCUCUCCUCCCCCUCUCUCCUCCCCCUCUCUCCUCCCCCCUCUCUCCUCUCCCCUCUCUCCUCUCCCCUCUCUCCUCCCCCCUCUCUCCUCCCCACUCUCUCCUCUCCCCUCUCUCCUCUCCCCUCUCUCCUCCCCCUCUCUCCUCCCCCUCUCUCCUCCCCCCUCUCUCCUCUCCCCUCUCUCCUCUCCCCUCUCUCCUCUCCCCUCUCUCCUCCCCCCUCUCUCCUCCCCACUCUCUCCUCUCCCCUCUCUCCUCUCCCCUCUCUCCUCCCCCCUCUCUCCUCCCCCCUCUCUCCUCCCCCUCUCUCCUCUCCCCUCUUUCCUCCCCCCUCUCUCCUCCCCCCGCUCUCCUCCCCCCUCUCUCCCCCCCCCUCUCUCCUCUCCCCUCUCUCCUCUCCCCUCUCUCCUCUCCCCUCUCUCCUCCCCCCCUCUCUCCCCAUAG